GCCCCCGCGCCCCGCAGCGCUCCCCUGCUCUUGCCCCUCCUGCGCCGAGUCCACGAGCCCGCCGGAGCCCGAGGGGGGGGGAGCUGCCUUUGCCCUUUACGGCCUUUGCCCUGGGGAGCGCGGGGGCGCGUCUGCACGCAGGAGUCGCCCCGCUGCUGUGGUUAAACCAGUUCCCCUCCCCGCUGACGCCCAGCCCUCGCGGAUGUGGGCAGCGAGCAGCGCAGCGCAGCGCAGCGCUCUUCCUGCUGCCACUUCCCCGCGGGCCCUUUCUCUGCAGGUGUCGCGGGCGCGUCCCAAAGCCCAGGCCACAGGGCUGGCUCUGCUAAUAGUUAACUGCACGCAGCCGUGGGAGGACGCGGCGCCCAGGUGGCAGCAGGAACCAGGAAGGGCCGGCGGGGAAAGGAGAUGAACCCUGAGCUCGCGUGACCUUCCUCUGCCUCACCUGCUUACGGCGGGAGCGGCUUUGCCCUGAUCGCCAGCCCGAGGCUGUGUCUGCCGCUCUGAGCUCCCUUCCCCCGGCACCUUGGGCCACGAGGGAGGCCCGGGGACCGGGCACUCGCAGCGAGGCCGCAGGGGGGGAGCAGGGCCCCGUGACGCGGCGGUCGAGCAGUCAGACAGAUUAUCCCUUUCUUCUGCCCGUCAGCAGCAUCCGCAAGGAACAGGACAAGGGGCCGUUUGCUGUGGCCAGCUUGGGGCUGAGGGUGUCCAGGCUGGCAGCCGUCUCCCGGGCCCCCAAGGGGACGCUGAACAGUCAGAUGCCAGGUGCCACAGCCAGCACUGCUGUACAGGGCACCGGCUAAACCACAGUGCAGGAGCUGCCUGGACAAAGAGCAGGAGCCUGCCUCUUCCAGGAGGGUAGAAGUCACAGGGCUCGCAAGCUGUGUCCUGGCAGCGUGUUCAGGGAGAGCGUCCAAGUGGGCUGUGGGACAUCGUGGUCGGGAAUCCUGGCCGUGUGCUCGCUGGGGGCCUGCCCAGGCCCGUGCUUCUCUCAGCCAGGGUGUAAAGGGCUCUCUGCCUCCCUCUCUCUGCAGCCCGUUUGUCUGAUGCCGCAUUGGAGGUGGCAGGUGCCACUAUGGAGCGUGAUGGAGGCCACACUGUGUAUCCGCACGUGCCUUUGGCUGACUGCAGCCGCGAUGCCCUUGCUGAUGCCAAAUGGACUUGCCCACAGUGCAGAACUCGAACCUGGAGCUGAGACCUGGGGGAAGGCCCGAGGCUCCGGCGAGCUCACCUGGGCAGUGAGCCUCAACGUGCCCGAGGGGGCCUCCUUGUCCGAGGAGGAGCUGGUGCGGCAGGCAGAUGACCUGGCCAGGACCGCCGGCCUGGUGAAUGUGGGCCGUGUCGGGGAACUGCGGGGCCAUUACCUCUUUGCCUACCAGCCGGCCGGGCGCAUGGAUCAGAAGCCGGAGGCAGUGCGGAGAGCCGUGGAGGCUUUGUUUGCACAGCACGAUAGCGUGCGGUGGCACUCGGAGCAGAAGCUGCUGAAGCGCUCCAAGCGCAGCCUGCACUUUAAUGACCCCAAGUACCCCGAGCAGUGGCAUCUGAACAACAGGCGGAGCCCGGGGAAGGACAUCAAUGUGACGGGCGUGUGGGAGCGCAACGUGACGGGCCAUGGCGUGACAGUCGUGGUAGUGGACGACGGCGUGGAGCACACUAUCAAAGACAUACAGCCAAAUUACAGCCCUGAAGGCAGCUAUGACUUGAACUCCAAUGACCCCGACCCCAUGCCCCACCCAGAUGAGGAGAACGGAAAUCACCACGGGACACGCUGUGCCGGUGAAAUUGCGGCCGUCCCCAACAACAGCAUCUGCGCCGUGGGCGUGGCCUACGGCAGCCGCAUUGCAGGCAUCCGGGUGCUGGACGGGCCUCUCACCGACAGCAUGGAGGCCAUCGCGUUCAACAAGCACUAUCAGAUCAACGACAUCUAUAGCUGCAGCUGGGGCCCUGACGACGAUGGCAAGACUGUGGACGGCCCUCAUCAGCUGGGAAAGGCCGCCUUGCAGCAUGGGGUCAUUGCUGGUCGCCGAGGCUUUGGGAGCAUUUUUGUUGUGGCCAGUGGCAAUGGGGGACAGCACAGUGACAACUGCAACUAUGACGGCUAUGCCAACUCCAUCUACACCGUCACCAUUGGCGCAGUGGACGAGAUGGGCUUCAUGCCAUUCUACGCCGAGGAGUGCGCCUCCAUGCUGGCCGUCACCUUCAGUGGCGGCGACAAGUUGAUGCGGAGCAUUGUGACAACAGACUGGGACUUGAAGAAGGGCACGGGCUGCACGGAGGGCCACACAGGCACAUCGGCUGCUGCCCCACUGGCAGCUGGCAUGAUCGCCUUGAUGCUCCAGGUGCGACCCUGCCUCACCUGGCGGGAUGUCCAGCACAUCAUUGUCUUCACAGCCACAAAGUACGAAGAUCAUCAUGCCGUCUGGGACACCAACCAGGCCGGCUUCAGUCACAGCCACCAGCAUGGCUUCGGCUUGCUCAACGCCUGGAGGCUGGUCAAUGCUGCCAAGAUCUGGGAGUCCGUCCCGUACUUAGCGUCGUACGUCAGCCCCAUGCUCAGGGAGGGCAAGGCCAUCCCCAUCCUCCCACAGAGGCUCGAGGUCUCCUGGAACGUCACCCUGGCUGACCUGGAGCUGUCGGGCAUGAGGACACUGGAGCACGUGGCGGUGACGGUCACCAUCACUCAUCCUCGCCGUGGCAACCUGGAGAUCAGGCUCUUCUGUCCCAGCGGCAUCAUGUCGCUGAUUGGGACCACGCGGAGCAUGGACUCGGACCCCAGUGGCUUCGCUGACUGGACCUUCUCCACAGUGCGCUGCUGGGGAGAGGAGGCCCAGGGCACCUACAGGCUUGUCAUCAGGGACACUGGGGACAAGACCCUGCCAGCAGGGAUGCUGAAGCAGUGGCAGCUGACACUAUAUGGCUCUUCCUGGACCCCAAAUGAAAUGAAGCAGCGGCAGAGGCUGCUGGAGGAAGCCAUGAGCGGGCAGUACUUGAACAAUGGCUUCUGCCUGCCGUGCCCCCCGGGACUGGACAUCCCAGAGCAGGAGCCGUACACCAUCACCACCAACACCCUCAAGACACUCAUGCUGCUGGGCUGCUUCACUGUCUUCUGGACUGUCUACUACAUGCUGGAGGUGUACCUGACCCGGCACCAAGUGGCCUUUGACCUGACGUGCCAUAGCUCCUCCGCCUGCAGGUGGUACCACCGGGGCGGGAAGCACCGGAGCCUGGAAGAUGGGCUGGAGAUGGAGUCUGUCCUGCUGUACACAGAGAAGGACAUGGAGGAGGUCGAGGUGGAGGCUGACCCCCCCAUGCCCAGCCUGGGGACACAGGGGGAUGAGGCUGGCUGGAGCCCGCUGGCCCCCAAGUUCUCCACCAGUGAAAGAACCAUGGGCUUUCAUGAGGGGGCUCGUGCGGGUCCAGGAUACUCUGGCCGGGACAUGGCCUCUGAGCUCCUCUUGGCUAACAGGGAGCAGCAGACUUGCUAGCUGGGGCUGAGGACCUGAGGUGCUGGCUGCACCCUCGCCUGGGCACCAGGCACAGGGCUGUUACCGACCCAGCUCAGCCGCAGCCCGCUGCCGCUUACUGCAGGGAGGCGGGCGCUGGUGCGGCUCAGGGGCUAGCGCAGCAUGGAGAUGCGAAGCAAAGGAGAGGCCCUGAGGGCCCCACGUUCCCCAGUGCAGGAGCCUUGCUCUCUCCUUGCACAAGCUAAACAAGCCUUAAACCUUUUACUGAGGAGUCUGCCAGGCAGCGACACUCAGGGCUCCCUGUCCGUGCUCAGCGCAGCCCUGGCCCGCCCCCCGGGCGGCCGGCAGGAGCCUGGCUACAGGUAGGAUGCUCUCCUAGAGAGGAAUGCUGGGCCCUGGAGCUGAGCUCCCCGCUGCGGUGCGGUCUGGCUGUGCGUGGCACAGGUGUUGCUGUCUGUCCACCUGUUUGUCUGUCUCUGCACACUGUUAAGCCGUUUGCUUUGUUCUGCUCCGUUUGUUGUUUGCUGCACGGGUGGCUUGGCCCUGGCCUGCUGGCCCCACUGUGAGGGCAGGGAAGGCUUUUGCCCAGCCCCUGCUUGGCCCCCAGCUGCCGCUGAAGGGCUCCCAGUGACUGUGAGCGAAGUCCCGGGGGUGCUUUCUCCCAGCCCUGUGACUGUGAGGCUGAUGCUUCUGUUGGAAGAAGUGCUGGGUGGGCAGACCUGGGGACAGCAGCAAUUCUCCUGGGGGGACAUGGGGGCCCUGGCUGGCUCUCGGGUGCGCCUGGUAUCAGGAGGGAGCCCCUGGCAGAGUUGUAGUGGCUUGCCUGGCUCUGGUAGCCAAAGCAAAGCCAAGUGCCUGGGACCGGCAGGCUGGCGCCCUGCUCCCCCUCCCUCUGCAGCCACCCCAGCUCCUGCCAGGGUGCCUGGGAUCUGCCCACUGGCAGCAGCAGCCUCGGGGCUCCGUGGGUUCCCCCCGGAUGGGUUCCCAGUUGGCUCGCGUGCCCCCGUUGGACCAAAGUCAGAGGCAAGAAAUAGCACUUGCCCCUUUUGCAACCGCAGCAGCUGCCCGUGUUCCCCUGUCUCUCCCCCCUCCUCUCGCACACACUGGCCACCCCUGUCUGAGCAGACGGGCCGACAGGCUUGGCUCAGCCAGGGAGGACGUUGCGGCCUCGCGUGGCUCCAGCCAUGACCCACCCUGCUGCCCUUGUGCCGCGCUGUCCCCUUCUCCCAGGAGCAGUGGUGCCUGGUGGGCAGCGGGGACAGGCAGGGUCUCAGCGACGGUCACGGCACGGACUGGGUUUCUUUUCUAAGAGUUGGGGUUUGAUUUUUUAACAGCGAAGCUCUUUCUGUGCCGCUUUCCAAAAUAAACUCUUCUAAAAACUG
Messenger RNA from Alligator sinensis (Chinese alligator), 4843 nucleotides. It is a transcript of the gene PCSK7, whose product is annotated as proprotein convertase subtilisin/kexin type 7. The transcript has 15 exons. The record is from RefSeq and is a predicted model, not a curated record. Lineage: Eukaryota; Metazoa; Chordata; Crocodylia; Alligatoridae. Gene Ontology annotation, molecular function: serine-type endopeptidase activity. Gene Ontology annotation, biological process: protein processing. Bases 1044 to 3482 code for a protein of 812 amino acids. Gene Ontology annotation, cellular component: Golgi membrane; trans-Golgi network.